Physeter macrocephalus (sperm whale) is the source of this 1261-nucleotide messenger RNA. It is a transcript of the gene TOMT, whose product is annotated as transmembrane O-methyltransferase. Gene Ontology annotation, molecular function: catechol O-methyltransferase activity. The record is from RefSeq and is a predicted model, not a curated record. The transcript is spliced from 4 exons. The coding region runs from base 83 to 859 and encodes 258 amino acids. Gene Ontology annotation, biological process: developmental process; dopamine metabolic process; catecholamine catabolic process. Lineage: Eukaryota; Metazoa; Chordata; Mammalia; Artiodactyla; Physeteridae.
UGUCCUCCCUCGGCUCCGCAGCCUGACACUCCAUGGGAACCCCAUAGAGGAAGAGAAGGGGUAUAGGGCCCAGGUAGGGACCAUGUCCCCGGCCAUCGCGCUGGCCUUCCUGCCACUGGUGGUGACAUUGCUGGUGAGGUACCGGCACUACUUCCGACUACUGGUACGCACGGUCUUACUCCGGAGCCUCCGAGACUGCCUGUCAGGGAUGCGGAUUGAGGAGCGGGCCUUCAGCUAUGUGCUCACCCACGCCCUGCCUGGGGACCCUGGUCAUAUCCUCACCACCCUGGACCACUGGAGCAGCCACUGCGAGUACCUGAGCCACAUGGGGCCUGUCAAAGGUCAGAUCCUGAUGCGGCUGGUGGAGGAGAAGGCCCCUGCUUGUGCACUGGAGCUGGGCACCUACUGCGGGUACUCCACACUGCUUAUUGCCCGUGCCCUGCCCCCUGGGGGUCGCCUUCUCACUGUGGAGCAGGAUCCACGCACAGCAGCAGUGGCUGAAAAACUCAUCCGCCUGGCUGGCUUCGACGAGCGCACGGUGGAGCUCAUCGUGGGUAGAUCAGAGGAGGUGAUCCCGCGCCUAAGAACCCAGUACCAGAUGAAUCGGGCUGACCUGGUGCUCCUGGCACACAGGCCCCGAUGUUACUUGCGGGACCUGCAACUGCUGGAGGCCCAUGCCCUGCUGCCAGCUGGUGCCACAGUGUUAGCUGACCACGUGCUCUUCCCUGGUGCACCCCGCUUCCUGCAGUACGCCAAGAGCUGUGGCCGCUACCGCUGCCGCCUCCACCACACUGGCCUCCCUGACUUCCCUGCCAUCAAGGACGGCAUAGCCCAGCUCACCUACACAGGGCCUGGCUGAGGUCCAGGCCCAGGGGUAGUUACUGCUGCCUCCCCCCAUCCCCCAACCAAGCAAGGACCUCAGAAUAUCCCCUCCCCUCCCUGCUUGCGGACUGACACAUACUGGGCUCAGGGCUAGGGAGGCUCUCCUCCCACCUCUGUCUCACUCUGGCUCCACACUAACCUGAGGCCUCAAGUUCUGUCAGGCUAUUUGAUCCCACUGGUCCCCCUCCUUCCAGUCCAGAGUCAUGGACUGACAGGCAAGAGACUUCAGCUCACAACACAGCCCUGUCACUGAUUUGCUGGGUUACUCCAUGGGAGUCCCUGCCCUGCUCUGAGAUUUAAUCUGUUCUAACACCAAGGAAGUUGACUAGGAGAGCUCCAGGGGCCUCCCAGUUCUGGCGCUCAGAAAGCCUGCCUCCCA